UUGAAAAAAUAAUAAAGCGAAGCAGAAUUUGCUUUAUAUGGAAACACGGGGGUUUUGUGAAGUGGUUUAUGAUCAUUUAAUGAGCAGAGAUGCUGCAUAUUGCAAUAAGAACCAUACAGUGCAGCAACGCCUUGAGCUAUAAGGAAGCUUUGAAACUGGUUCCUUUCAGAAGAAACACAGGUCCUGCAGGGAAACACUGCAGCUUCCCUCCAGCUUUUGCAGUUUGGGACUUCUCGGUGUGUCAAUCUGUACUUUGGAAUAUUUCACAUAACCAGUGACCCAAAGAAACCAUGACGAUGGGGUUAAUUAGCAUAUAUAAAUGUUAUAAAAAUUUAACUGGAAAAAAUUAGGAUCUUUUUCUCAUCGUUUUGUAAACAAAAUGACAUGACCCCUUUUAUAAAAACCGUUUCUAUAUACUGUUAAAACAAGUAAAGCUGAAGUUGUGUUGGUGGCAGGCAGGGCUCGUCCUGCCUGUCAUGAGUGGAAGCGCCUCUGGCUCCGUAGUAAAGAGAAGCGCCUCCCGCGUUAUUUCCCCUCCUCUCCAUCGCUUCACGCCGAACCAGAACCAUUCAUCUCUCCCCUCCUUCAGGCUUCACAUCCGGGUCAUCUGCUAGGAUCUGUCUCUUGUGUGUGUGCGCGUCUGACAGAGUAAUAAUUAUUGCAUUCGCCGCUGCGCUGUGCCGCAGCUCUCCGCCCGUCUGCGCGGCUCGCAGAGCGGACACUGCGCUACGCGUCCUCCGCUGAUGAUGGAGCCGUGAAGCUGCAGUCUGCCGCACAAAGGCUGGGAUGAGACGGUAGGAGGCGUCUUGCACGGGCUAGCCCGAGGUUAGUUAACGAUGUCGAAGAGCCUCAAGAAGAAAAACCACUGGACCAACAAAGUCCACGAAGCGGUGAUCACCCGGGGGAAAGACGGGGAGCUGGGGUUCGAGCUGAAAGGAGGCGCGGAAAACGGCCAGUUCCCCUACUUCGGGGAGGUAAAGCAGGGGAAGGGACUGAUCCAGAGCGGAAAACUGGCCCAGGAUGAGCUGCUGCUGGAGGUCAACGACAUGCCAGUGGCUGGGCUCACCACCCGGGACGUGCUGGCCGUGAUCAAGCACUGCAAAGACCCGGUCCGGUUCAAAUGCGUCAAGCAAGGGGGGGUGGUUGACAAAGAUUUGCGGCACUACCUUAACCUGCGCUUCUCCAAGGGCUCAGUGGACCACGACCACCAGCAGAUCAUCAGAGACAACCUCUACCUCCGCACCGUUCCUUGUACCACCAGGCAGCCCAAGGAGGGGGAGGUGCCGGGGGUGGACUACAGUUUUGUGAGCGUGGAGCGGUUUAUGGAACUGGAGCAAAGUGGAGCCCUGCUAGAGAGUGGAACCUAUGAAGAUAACUUUUACGGUACCCCAAAACCUCCAGCCGAGCCGUCCCCGGCAGCCCCUCCUCUGAAUGUGAGUGAGGCUCUGCUUCCCGGAGCCCGGCCCAGCGCCCAGGGCAAGAGAAAGAGGAACCAAUCGGUUAGCAACAUGGAGCAGCGAGCCAGCCUGGAGCCCCCUGAGGAGGAGGAAGAGGAGAGCCCUGUUGUCAAUGGUAACGGGGUGGCUAUCACACCAGAGUCCAGUGAACAAGAGGACAAGAGCACAGAUGCCUCUGGGGAGGUUGCUGCGGAAGGGUCCAACCAGACCCCUGCAUCUGCUGAGCCUCCCACUGAAGGGGAGGAGGCCCCGAAAUCUCCCUCCAAAUCCCCCACCAAAGUCCCCGAUGCGGACGAAGAGGAGCUGGGUCCUCUGCCUGACAACUGGGAGAUGGCGUACACAGAGAAGGGAGAAGUUUACUUUAUAGAUCACAACACCAAAACUACGUCAUGGCUUGAUCCACGCUUGGCGAAGAAGGCAAAGCCACCAGAGGAAUGCAGGGAAGACGAGCUCCCUUAUGGAUGGGAGAAGAUAGAUGAUCCUAUCUAUGGCAGCUACUAUGUGGAUCACAUUAAUCGAAGAACUCAGUUCGAGAAUCCCGUCCUGGAAGCCAAGAGACGAUUGGAACAACAGAGACAGAUGCAGAGCCAGGGCCUUUCUGCUUUACCUUUACCCACAAUAUAUAGAGAGAAACCGUUAUUUACGAGAGACCCAACCCAGCUGAAGGGCACCUUCCUGUCGACAGCCCUGCAGAAGAGCAACAUGGGAUUUGGAUUUACAAUUAUUGGGGGCGAUGAGCCCGAUGAGUUCCUGCAAGUGAAAAGUGUAAUACCAGAUGGACCUGCUGCUCAGGAUGGGAAAAUGGACACGGGGGACGUUAUUGUCUACAUUAACGACAUCUGUGUGCUUGGCACCACGCACGCCGAUGUGGUGAAGCUUUUCCAGUCUGUUCCGAUCGGACAGAGCGUGACUCUGGUGCUCUGCAGGGGAUACCCUCUGCCUUUUGACCCCGAGGACCCAAGUGGCGCAGCAAGCUCCUCUUUGACACCCAUCGGCCUAGAACACCGCCCCAUGGUGGUUAACGGUCGCUACGACCCGUACCUGGAGUACCUGUCCCUGAGUUCCCAGCUUCCUGCUCAAGCUCUGGCCGGGGUCUCGCACCCUGGGGACACACAUCUGGAUGGAUCGUCCCUUCCACCCACCACACCUGGCUCUGCUCCGGCACUCACGCCUCACAACGAUAACGUCUCAAUAGCCUCCUCCGGGACUGUAGGUGUUGCCGGGGCAACAGCGCAAGGGGCAGAGCUGCUAACUGUUACCAUGGUGAAAGGCGCUGAAGGAUUCGGGUUCACGAUUGCCGACAGUCCCACUGGUCAGCGAGUUAAACAGGUGCUGGAGCCUGGCUCGCAAGCAGCAUCCGGGUUGAUUGAGGGAGACCUGAUCCUGGAGGUGAACCAGCAGCCAGUGGCGGCAGCUGGACAUGGACGCGUGGUGGAGCUCCUCAAAGAGUGUCCUGUGGGAGCAGAGGCAACUCUCCUCAUACAAAGAGUGGGAACAGGUCACAUAUCUCCGUGGAAAGCCUCCAAACAGUUGCCUGAUCAUUGGGACCCACACGGCAGUCCGCAGGCAAAUCUAUCUGGACCCGUCUUACCGCCUGGCACGCCCUUUCCAAACCAGCCACAACACCGUACGUCUGUGCCUGACUCCACUGAAGGCUUUGACCUCAACAAACCCGACCCUUAUGAUCUUUACGAGAAGUCCAGAGCUAUCUACGAGAGCAGGCGUCCAGAGUACGAGGAGGUGGAGGUACAUCUGCUGAGGGAGAAGACGGGGUUCGGCUUUCGCAUCCUGGGGGGAGACGAGGCGGUGCAGGCUGUGAGUCCGGACGCCCGUGACAAGAUUGUUAUUGGCGCUAUAAUAGAGAACACCCCCGCUGAGCGCGAUGGGAGGCUUCAACCAGGGGACGAACUCAUUUCCGUGGAUAAAAAUGUGGUUGCUGGGAAACCACACAAAUAUGUAAUUGACUUGAUGCACGCCGCCGCUCGCAACGGUCAAGUCAGCUUGACUGUUAGAAGGAGAGUGCAGAUGCCUGCCGCCUCCCCCCAUGGCAUCUUUUCUGCAGGGGAACCUUGUCCGGUAAAUGGCCGCAGCCCCGGCUCUGUUUCAACGCAGCACAGCUCUCCCCGGAGCGAUGCGGCCUCGGCCGCCGGACCCAACGCAGCCUCUGUCCCUGUCACCGCCGUGGCCCCGGAAGGGUCCGCUCUGCAAACCAGCGAUGUGGUUAUCCACCGCAAGGAGAAUGAAGGCUUUGGCUUCGUCAUCAUCAGCUCUCUGAACAGGCCGGAGAACCCAACCGUCAUCACUGUGCCCCAUAAAAUCGGCCGCAUCAUUGAGGGAAGCCCCGCGGACAGAUGUGGGAGGCUGAAGGUGGGUAACCGGAUCCUGGCCGUAAAUGGACAGUCCAUCAUCAACAUGCCCCACGCAGACAUCGUCAAGCUCAUUAAAGAUGCUGGACUAACCGUCACACUGCACAUCAUUCCAGAGGAGGGUUCCCAUUCUGGACCCAGCUCAGAGAAACAGAGUCCCAUGAUCCAGAAACACAGCCCACAGACUCAGCCCAGUCUUGUAGCCCAGCCAGGCCAAGGAGGUACCCAUCCAGGCCAAGUGGUUCUUCAGCCAAGCCAAACAGCCGCUCAGCCAGGUCAAGUGCUGUCCCAGCCUGGCCAGACACCAGCUCAGACAAAUCAAAUAGUGAGUGGUCCUCCACCAGCAGCCGCCCAGCCAGCACCAGCUGGGACCCAGCAGAGCCCGGUCAGCCAGCCUUCUGGACUUCCCCCACAGCUCUACCUUCACGACGGCAGGUCAGAGGUCAAAGCCAGACAAGAUGUCAAACCGGACUUCCACCAUCCUCCAUUUACUGACUAUCGGCAGCCUCCUGUGGACUACCGUCACCCACCUGUGACUGAUUAUCGGCAGCCGCCCACGCUGGACUAUCGACACCCACCUGGUCUGCUGGACUUCAGGCAGCACCCUGCAGCUGCACAGUUCCCACUGGGGAUCCCUUCUGACUUCAGACUACAGGACUAUGAUUACUUCACUGUGGAGCUGGAGAAAAGCACCAAAGGGUUCGGCUUCAGUAUCCGAGGAGGCCGAGAGUACAGCAUGGAUCUAUUCGUGCUGCGCCUUGCAGAGGAUGGUCCUGCCAUAAGAAAUGGAAGAAUGAGGGUAGGGGAUCAGAUCAUAGAGAUCAACGGCGACAGCACUCGAGACAUGACUCAUGCCCGGGCCAUCGAGCUCAUCAAGGCGGGGGGCAGGCGGGUCAGGCUGCUGCUGAAGAGGGGAACCGGACAGGUGCCAGAAUACGACUGUGCCAGCCCCUGGGAUUCCCUUUCUUCAGUCCACUUUGCCCUGCAGGAAGUGAUCCUGGACCCCCUCCUGAAUCCAUCGCUGUCAUCCAGUUCAGUCUCAGCCCCAGAUUCCUCUCUAAAGCUCCCUCUAGAGGCCACAGUGUGCAUGGCAGACAAAGCUCCACUGCUGACAGACCGCAGCUCCAGAGGGGCUACAGGUGGCAGGUCCACCGAGCAGAAAUCCACAAUCCGGAUGCAAGGUACCCUUCAGGGGUCUGGAGAGACGGACUGUGGAUGUAGUGACAAACAUGGAGCUUUACCUUCUAAGAAUGUUGGAAGAUCAUUGGAGAGAAGAGAAAGGCAGAGGGAGACUUGCUCCCCCUGCUGUGAAAUAAAGAGCCUACAAACACAGACAUCAAGCACCGCUUGGCCCUGGAAUCACUCUCCGAGUGUGAAUUUGAACGGAGGAUCUCUUAGCAGUGGAGAUAAACACGUCAACCUCCAGGAGAGGCUCCAGUCCAGAGGACUGAUCUCCAGGGAAGACGAGAAGGCUGGAGGCCACAGUGUGAUCUGCUGCCCUUCUAAAACGAUGGGAGAUCCAGCAGCGGCGAGCGCAACUGCCUCCUCAGAGCUCUGGAACAUGCCCGGGUGUGACAAACUGCCUGGAACCCUGAGGUCCUGGACCUCCACAGUGAGCAGGUAGAGCGGAUCCAUCUGGUUGGGCUGGACCAUUCCACAAGGUCACACCCUCAGUUCCCCAUCCGAAACAAAACUAGUAUGGCCUCUCUGUCCCGUUUCCUCCUCCAUCUGCUCAUAGAGUUUUCUUUUAUAUUUCAUUUGUUUGUACAAAAAAGAUUAUUACACCCACCACCUUAAAGAAAAACCUUCACAGUCUAAAUCCGACAGAGACCCUCACACAUGAGGAUGGAGCAACAGCAUCUUGUCCUGAGAGUAGCUGCUCAGCUGCAUCUGACUUGACUUGGUUAGAGCAAUGAGGCCUGACAUGCAAGAAAAAAAGGGAGAUUUUACUUUUACUCCAUUUUUGAGCAGAGUGAAGAAGAUUAAGACUAUUAAAACAGAGGCAGUGGAACUGAAACGGACUAUAUGUUCCCCGCCUACCACUGCGAUAUAUUGUAAAUGUAAAGAUGUGAAAAAUAACUUCAUUUGGUAUUCUCAAAAACAGACCAAUUGAUGUUUUUGAGCAAGUGUUGUAGUUAGAAACAUACAAAAAUAUGAGAGAAACAUCACAGGCCAGUAUUUUAGAAUAAGUCUGAACGGCCUCGUCUAUAUCUACAUAUCAAAGACUGCCCAGGUCACCAAACCCAGACUGCUGAAGGAAGCGGGGUUUGUGUGCACGGAUGUAAAAAAAAAACAAAAAAAAAAACAACUCAGACAAUGACUUGCUAGUCUUUUAGAGAAUACAGCAUCAUCUGUGGAGCAGCUGGUUGCCAUGUGAGACGAGUGGUUUUUGGUUCCCCAUCAUUUCUGAAUGACUGAAAACAGUUAGCUUAGUAAGAACUCCUGAUUUAUGUGUGCAACCUGAUCGCAACCAUGCAGAGUUCAAAUCUGUCACCCAUCAAACAGAAAAACUUUGUCCGGUCUCCCAUUUCUAUGCCUUUUACUGUGCUAAGUGUACCACAUCACUGUGGGAGCGGGGACGAGGAGGCCGAUGGUCGCGAGGAGGGGCAGAGUGCCUUACUCAAACUAAAGCAGGAGGUGCUGUUGUGGUUUGUUUUGGGACCACGGUGAUCAUGCACACAUCAGCGAAAUGCUGAGUCGCAGGGCCUGUUUUUUUCCCUCAGAUGUGACACCAAGCAGUAUUUAUGCUGAUGCACUCUCAGCUGUGAAAGCUCAUCGGUGUCUGUGAUUGACCAUGUCCCAGAAAGAGAAGAAAAAAAUGUAGCCUGGAGCAUCCCAGCCUCUUAAAUCAUGCAGAGCUUUUCAUGCCUACAAGGAUAUGAUGGGCCAGUUUCUGCUCUUCAGUUUUGCCUGUUUGACAGGUUACGUUCCUGGUAAGUAGGAGCAGUGUUGCAAUUUAGAGCUAAAUUUGAGAUGAUCCAGGAAAUCAAUUCCAUUUUUGUUUCAUCGCAAAAUCUUUGUCACGCAAAGACUGAGUUAUUUUAUUUAUUAAUCUUAUUUUAUCAUUAUUUCCUUUCAAAAAUAUAGCUUUUGUGAACUGAAAGGACCAGCAUGACCACACACCCACAUUUGUAUUUGUAAGCGACUGGUAAUGCUGGGUUUUUUUCCAGCGGUGCACCUGAGUCCUAGCAAGUCCACCGAGAAUCGAUCUCCAGCUGCAGCCAAACAUGUUUUUGAUGUUUUUUCGAGUCGACCAAACUGUGGAUCGUGUGAAAAAGUUGUCAAAAUGUUAGCGAGGAGCAUGACGAUACGUCACUAGGCUGUAGAAAUGUGUUCACCGUAAGUACAUAUGUCAGAGUUUAGAAAAAGGACGAGAUCAUCAAACCCUCUGUCUCCAUCCGGGCUACCCCCCUCCCUGCCUGCUGUGACCGGUUUUAAACAGAGUGAAAAAGCUGCUUAUGGAAACAUUUGAAGGAUGGCACGAUCAGACCCUCCCCCAUUGAAAACAAGUAUAACUGUGUAGUGUUAAUUGUGUACUAUUCACCUUGUACAGCUGUAUUCCUACAAAUAUGGUUUACUGUAUCAUUGAUACUGUAGUUUCAAAGACGUGAACAACUAUUUUUAUGAAAUGCGACAGUACUGAUAUUACAUUUUGCUAAAAAAAAUACAAAAAAAACUUGUUUACUGAAAGAUAUUCUGAAAUAUUGUCAAAUAAACUCUUGACAUAGUGUAAAA
Messenger RNA from Oryzias latipes (Japanese medaka), 7558 nucleotides. RefSeq names its product membrane associated guanylate kinase, WW and PDZ domain containing 2b (gene magi2b). Gene Ontology annotation, molecular function: type II activin receptor binding; SMAD binding; beta-1 adrenergic receptor binding. Gene Ontology annotation, biological process: receptor clustering; signal transduction. Gene Ontology annotation, cellular component: cell-cell junction; dendrite; cytoplasm. Lineage: Eukaryota; Metazoa; Chordata; Actinopteri; Beloniformes; Adrianichthyidae. The record is from RefSeq and is a predicted model, not a curated record.